This is a messenger RNA of Pelodiscus sinensis (Chinese soft-shelled turtle), 1327 nucleotides long. NCBI's taxonomy places the organism in Eukaryota, Metazoa, Chordata, Testudines, Trionychidae. The record is from RefSeq and is a predicted model, not a curated record.
CAGUGAAGCUGCGAUGUCCCCUGAGCUUGGCCGCCAUUAGCUGUGCGGCGCGACCCGUCCCGGUCAUCGCCAUGGCUACGAAUGCCAAAGCCAAUCGAAGGCGAAGUCUUCGCUGGAAAAAAAGCGUCUCGCGCACCGCUCGUUAGCUCACGUGGGAGCCGAUUCUGUGCGGUCUCCAUGUAAACGCCGCAAAGCCCUAAUGUCCUCAUUAACGUUUCACCAUCACAGAGCAUGUGGGAAAGAAGAGUAUCACAAAGAUCUGCUCUGGCCUUUCCUAAGGUUUGUGUGGGAAAGGUGCAAUUGGCUCGGAAGAUGAUUAAAAAUGCUGUGGUUGUGAAGUAUGAGGCAGUGGAGCAUGAGCAACUCUUCUGGUGUGUCUGCUGCAAGCAGGAGGUGAAAAAGCACCUGAGCCAUGGAAGCCUGACAGUGCUGUAUGGGGGACUUCUGCAGCACAUGGCCAGCCUGGAGCAUAAAAAAGAAGCCAACAAGUUCUGGUGGGAGAACAAAGCGGAAGCAAAAUUAAAGGAGCAGUUUCUGAUUUCCCCUGAGGACUAUGAGCAGUUCAAAUCAUCACUUGUCAAAGCUCUGGAUGUUUAUGAAGAAAGAGAGGAUGAAGUCAUUAAAGAGAUGGCAUCCCAUAUUCGAAAAGUGGAGCAGAGCAGACAGGAAAUGGUACAUGCUGUCUUAGAGCCUGAGACAGACAGAGAAUUUUGUGAUGAACCUUCUGCCAUCAGCACACCUGGAGGGCACAAAAGUGACUUCAACAUCACUGAAGAGGAAGAGCAGCUUGACCCAAGUGCAAUUCAGACAACACCUGAUUUAGAUUGGAUGGAUGAAGACCAUGCUCUGACUUUUAUUGGCCACCAGGAAUCAGACGGGAAAGGAAAUGUUCACACAGGUGCCAAACCUCCCUGGCUGAUGCAGGACAAAGAGGAUUUUGGAAAUAAACAGCAGAUUGGACCUUCUUAUGAGGAAUUUCUCAUGGAAAAGGAGAAGCAGAAGUUGAAAAAGCUUCCUGCAGAUCGUGUUGGGGCCAACUUUGAUCACACCUCUCAGACAGGUGAAGGGUGGCUUCCUUCCUUUGGACGGGUCUGGAAUCAUGGCAGGAGAUGGCAGUCUAGACAUCAGUUCAAAGCUGAAUCAAGCAAAGAAAAGGACAGGCAAAGGAAGACCCGGCAAAGACCAAUCUUAAGUUCAAUGAAAAAAGGCACAGCUUAGUAAUUACACACUAAAUGUAUUACAGGUAACCCUAUGUUAAGGCUGUUCUUAUGUAUGUUAUGUUUACCAAUUUAUAAGCUAGAUGUAUUAAACUUAUGGAACUCUUGUA